Messenger RNA from Synchiropus splendidus (mandarinfish), 1160 nucleotides. Its product is annotated as low affinity immunoglobulin gamma Fc region receptor II-like. Gene Ontology annotation, biological process: cell surface receptor signaling pathway. The transcript has 8 exons. Bases 5 to 895 code for a protein of 296 amino acids. The record is from RefSeq and is a predicted model, not a curated record. Gene Ontology annotation, molecular function: transmembrane signaling receptor activity. NCBI's taxonomy places the organism in Eukaryota, Metazoa, Chordata, Actinopteri, Syngnathiformes, Callionymidae.
GUCUAUGGUGCACGCUCCCAAAGACGACCACAAGAUGGCGAAAGAUAGAGAAAGAAUGGCAGAAGUGAAAGUGUUUGGCUGCGGUCAGGUAGUCAUGGAGGUGUCAACUCUUACUCUGCUUAACUUGCUAUACUUUUUGGAUGCUGGACAAACCGGGGCUUUAUCUGUUACAAUUCACUGGAUGGACGAGAAUUUCAAACACACAAAAUAUCAUUAUUUCACCCCAGCUGUGUGUGUGACCAUCCAUCCUAACCGCAAGCAGUUUUUUAAGUAUGACCUCUUCCGAGUUGCCUGUGAAGGGAAAUGGGUCUCGUGGCCUGUUAAGAAGAUGACAGGUGAUGGAAAGUUCCAUGUCUGCCCUGCACCCUGCUUGAUCCCUUCAGCCUUCCCUGCCACUGACAGCGGGGUGUACUGGUGUGACACUGGUCUGCAACAAACCAGUUGCUCCGUCAACAUUACCGUAACAUCAUGGAAGGUUAUCCUGGCUAGCCCAGCACAACCUGUCAAAGAGGGCGACCCUGUGACCUUCAACUGUUUGGUCCACAAUGAACGAAAUAUUGGAUCAGCAACUUUCUUCAAAGACAACAUGCAAAUUGCCAUCAGUGCAACUGCAAACCUAACCAUCUACAAUGUAACCAGUUCAGAUGAGGGCCUGUACAAAUGUCAUGUUCCUGGAUAUGGAACUUCCCCUGAGAGCAAGCUCUCUGUCAGAGUCACAGUACUGGAGCAGCAGUCCUUAGUGUUCCUGCCACUGGUGGAAAUGAUCCUUCGCCGUGUGCUGUUGAUUGCGUUCUAUUUACUGUCAACUAUUGUCAUAGCUGUGAGGCUGCGGCAAAGACAGAGAGUUGAGGAACCACAGCCUUCUGAGGAUGUCAUAAUGGAAAUAUGUUCAUGAGCCAUAUCAGUAUUUUCUUCCAGAAAAGAUCAGAGUUCUGUGUUAUUCCCCCCUUGUUGUAUAUGUUUAGCAGUGAAUUUGUCAUGCUUCUGGUUCAAUGUGGGAAAGUCCACAUGGUCAAGAACAGGCAUGUUACUUCAGGUUUGACAGAAAGUGCAUGAAUCAGAGGUGUCAGCUGGAAGUGGAAAUGAUAGACAGAGGAAACGAGUGUUGUAUCUGUCAUCUUUCUGUCUGUAAAAAAAUAAAAUUGAGAGGUGUGAAUAGA